UCUCUUGGCCAUAUUUUACAGUUGAUGAACGUCUGCUCCAUGACUUUAGCUGUAGGCUACCUGGUAUGAAUGAAUAAUAUCGUAUGCAAACGAAUGCACAUUAUAGUGAAUGUUGAUCUCAGUACGUCCCUGCACAUGAUGCUCUCCUAGCGCCCCUAUUUUUUUUAUGUGCCACUUAGUUGUAUCCUGUGAACAUAUGCCUUAUGCUGCCCUCACUGAAAGAUUAGUUAGUUGUCAGGUAGAUAUUGCUCACAUCCCCAACAAUGCUGUGGUACGGCCGGCCAUCUGUCGCAGUGUGAAUGGAACUGUCAGUUGGUCCGUCUGUAGACCAGGCCUGACUCAUGACUGAGUACUACGAGGAGGGGGGGCUGCUGUACGAGCACUCGCCUCCCAUGCACAUCAAAGUGGAGUCUCCGGAGGGACCCUUCGGAGGGGGCGUCUCAGAGGACGGCUUUCCCAGGGAGGAUGAGGACUCGGAAGGCAGCUGUGACCAAAGCAGCGGGCUGCCUGGUGGACUCCCCUUCAACGUGGUGGUGGUGCAUCCUAACAUCAUGACCCCUGGCAUGUCCUCAGAUGACCUCCUAUCCAUGGAACAGCACAGAGGUUUGUCCUCUGUGUUGACAGCAGGGGGUGCAGGAAAGAGGAAGAGUCGUUUUAGCGGUGCAGAGCUGGAGGUGCUGGUUUCUGAGGUGACGCGGUGUGAGGGAGAGCUUUUUGGUCCUGCUGGGAGGCUCCGGCGCAGGGAGAGAGAGAGGAUCUGGGCAGGGAUCCUGGAGCGGGUCAACGCUGUUUCCAGAGUCCCUCGUACCCUCCGCGAGGUCAAGAAGCGCUGGGACGACCUGAAGAGACGCAAUGGAGGCAGGCUGGCAGACGCUAGGCACCGCACUUGUUACCUGCCAUCCAACAGAGAGGCUUCCAUGCUGGGACGGUCAGCUCAGGCAAGCCCCAGGCUUCACCAGGCCAGACAGAAGCAAAGCACCAGAGGGAAGGCCAGUUUUACGUGCUUCACUGAUACAGAACCAGUGGGUGGAGGUGAAGGGUUGGAGAGGGAUGGCUUUGAGAAGGAUGAGGAUAGUGGUGAGCGGGAAGUGGAGGUGGGAGAGGCGGAAUGCGAGGGGGCAGAGAGCAGUAUGGAGGAAAAGCUGGGUUUAGGACUGGGACUGGGGAUAGGACCUCCCCCUAACUCGGAACGCUGGCUGCCUCCCUCUCCCCUCUACAGUGCCCCUUUCCUCAAUGGGACCCCUCAGCCUAGUCCCCAGCCAUCACUAGGAGCCCAGCAGGGACCAUUGGAGGCCCCUCCUCGUGGCUUAUGGCUGGAGGACGAGCUCCGCGGCGUGGGGGAGGCAGCUCUGCAGCUGGGGGAUCGGGUGGAGCAGAGUCUUCGGGAGUUUGGGGAGGGAUUCCGACGUGAUAUGAGAACAUUAGUGGCCUCUCAAGAGGCACUGGCAACCAGCCUACAGCAAAACAAUGUUCUCCUGCAAAGGCUGCUGGGAGUCCUAGAGGCACAGCAGCAGCAGCAGCAACAACAACAACCACCACAGCAGCAGCCACAUCAUUCCCAAAAACAACAGCCACAACAGUCAAUAACGCAGCAACCACAACAGUUACAGCAGCAGCAACCACAGCCUCAACAACCAAUUCAGCAGCAGCAACAUCAACAGAUACAGCAUGGUGCAGCAACAACAACAACAGAUACAACAGCAACAACUGUUACUACAGCAACCCCAGCAGCAGCAGCAACAACAAAUACAACUGCUACCACAGCAACCACAGCAGCACCACCCCCAGAGUCUAAGUAA
This is a messenger RNA of Oncorhynchus tshawytscha (Chinook salmon), 1799 nucleotides long. RefSeq names its product ataxin-1-like. Lineage: Eukaryota; Metazoa; Chordata; Actinopteri; Salmoniformes; Salmonidae. The transcript has 3 exons. The coding region runs from base 342 to 1799 and encodes 485 amino acids. The record is from RefSeq and is a predicted model, not a curated record. Gene Ontology annotation, cellular component: nucleus.